Messenger RNA from Rhopalosiphum padi (bird cherry-oat aphid), 1017 nucleotides. RefSeq names its product craniofacial development protein 2-like. The record is from RefSeq and is a predicted model, not a curated record. Gene Ontology annotation, molecular function: catalytic activity. NCBI's taxonomy places the organism in Eukaryota, Metazoa, Arthropoda, Insecta, Hemiptera, Aphididae. Gene Ontology annotation, cellular component: nucleus. The coding region runs from base 1 to 1017 and encodes 338 amino acids. Gene Ontology annotation, biological process: chromatin remodeling. The transcript is spliced from 2 exons.
AUGUAUGGAAACAACCUUAUCGGAGAGGUCAUUCCCGGCAGGAGGCCAAACAAGGUACCUCAGGUCGUCACCAAGCGAAAUCCUUGUAGUAUGAUAGGAACAUGGAAUGUCAGAACCCUGUUGCAAACAGGGAAACUAGAAAAUCUUAAGAUUGAGAUGAAACGCCUCAAAAUUGAUAUUUUGGGAAUAAGUGAAAUAGUUAUCUACUCCGGCGGUGACAAUGGAAGAAAUGGAGUUGGCAUUAUUCUGAAUAAGAAAUGGGCACAAUGUGUGAGAAGUUACAUAACUUACGAUGAUAGAUUGAUAAUGAUCAAAUUAAAAUCUGUCCCCAAUGACAUCGCAAUAAUACAAGCAUAUAUGCCCACAACACAAGCGAACGAUGAAGAAGUAGAAGAAAUCUACGAAAAGAUAGAAGAACUCAUUAGCCUAACAAAUAGUAAGGAAAAUUUAAUUAUCAUGGGAGAUUGGAAUGCGAUUGUGGGUGAAAGUACAGACGGCAGAGAAGUUGGCAAAUAUGGACUUGGAACAAGGAAUGAAAGAGGUGACCGUCUUGUCGAAUUCUGUAGACAACAUGAUUUAAUUAUAACUAAUACUUUAUUCAUGAAUCAUAAAAGAAGACGCUAUACGUUUAAAAUGCCAGGUGAUAUCAACAGAUAUCAAUUAGACUACAUCAUGGUAAAGAAUAGAUACAAAAACCAGAUCAAAUCUAGCAAAUCUUACCCAGGAGCUGAUAUUGACAGUGACCACAACCUGGUAAUGAUCAAAUCAGUAUUGAAAUUUAAGAAAUUAGAAAGACCAAAAAACAAAGGACCUGAUUGGAAUUUGUGUCAACUAAAGCAACCAGAAAUAAGAAAACUGUUCGAAAAGAAAUGCAAAGAAAAAUUUGAUACCAAAGACAAGCCGAAGACAGAUGACUGUAAUAAUAUAGAACAUAGAUGGCGUUGCAUAAAAGAAUCCAUUAUCCAGUCUGCAGAAGAAGUAUUAAUUAGGGGGAAACCAGCACCGAAACACGAAUAG